This is a messenger RNA of Belonocnema kinseyi, 2380 nucleotides long. RefSeq names its product segmentation protein paired-like. Gene Ontology annotation, molecular function: RNA polymerase II cis-regulatory region sequence-specific DNA binding; DNA-binding transcription factor activity, RNA polymerase II-specific. The transcript has 5 exons. The coding region runs from base 210 to 1670 and encodes 486 amino acids. Gene Ontology annotation, biological process: regulation of transcription by RNA polymerase II; anatomical structure development. The record is from RefSeq and is a predicted model, not a curated record. Lineage: Eukaryota; Metazoa; Arthropoda; Insecta; Hymenoptera; Cynipidae.
GAACCGGAAACGUUCUCCGGUGUAUAAGACAGUUUUCGUGUGGGACCGGUGCCCCUUAAUUUCAAGUUUUUUGUUUUGAUUUUUGGAAUUGUGCUCGGAGUGGACAGUUCAGAGUGGUUCCAAAAUAUUUUGGUUCGGUGAGUGAGGUUUUUUUUGUGAAUUUUCAAGUGCGAGGAAGAGUUGAAGAAGAGUGGAUUGGAGGUCGUGAAAUGACGGUCACGACUAACUACUCCAUGAUGCGGCCAUGCUUCACGGGAUACUCGUUUCAAGAUCUGGGUUCAAUACCGGGCCAAGGUCGAGUAAACCAAUUGGGUGGUGUCUUCAUCAACGGAAGACCCCUUCCCAAUAAUAUUCGACUAAAAAUUGUGGAGAUGGCUGCCGCUGGCGUUCGACCCUGUGUGAUAUCUAGGCAACUGAGGGUCUCACACGGAUGUGUAUCAAAAAUUUUGAAUCGCUACCAGGAGACCGGAAGUAUUAGGCCGGGCGUGAUUGGAGGAAGUAAACCCCGAGUGGCGACACCUGAGAUUGAGGCAAGAAUUGAAGACUACAAGCGGGAAAAUCCAGGUGCGUUUUCCUGGGAAAUUAGGGACAGACUAAUCAAGGAGGAAAUUUGCGACCGGACUAGUGCUCCCAGUGUUUCCGCAAUUUCUCGACUUUUAAGGGGACGCGACACUGAUGAUGAAACAAAACUUGUAGAUGGGAAGACGAGUUCCGGAUCCGACUGCGAGAGUGAACCAGGUAUUCCUCUGAAGCGUAAGCAGCGCCGCAGCAGAACGACCUUCACCGCCCAUCAACUAGAUGAACUCGAAAGGGCCUUCGAAAGAACCCAGUAUCCGGACAUCUACACCAGGGAGGAAUUGGCCCAAAGAACAAAAUUAACUGAAGCCAGGAUUCAAGUUUGGUUCAGCAACAGGAGAGCAAGACUGAGGAAGCAAUUGUCCUCUACGAGUUCUGGUGGAUAUGGAUCGGUUGCCUACCCUGCGGCAUCUUACGUACUUCAUCCACCGGCUCCUCCACAUCCACAUGUUGGUGCCGCUGUUCCGCCGAGUCAUCCUCAUUCACAUCCCCACGGACAAACACUACCAGACACCGCCUUCUCCUCGAGUCCAGAACUCUAUUCAUCACAUCACACGAUGUCUUACCAGCUGACCCCAGACUCGAGUCGCCUCGCUUCAUCAGUCUGCUCUACGCCUACCUAUAGUCUUCCUCCUAUAGCGAGUUACCCAACCACUCCCCUACCUCCAACAUCAACCACCACAAGCCACAUGAGCCACCAACACUCUCCAGUUCACGUAGUUUCCUCGUCCUACCAACAAAACACGAGUCAUCAACUUCCUCCAACUCCCAACUCUCUUGUGACUCUGAUGGGACCCAAUUCGAAUUCCAAUCCUGCCUCUGAUCAGCUGACAUCCACUGAGCUUCCAAUCAGCUCCGUCUCUCCAGUUCGACAUCAGCAGCAACAACGGCAUCAAAGUCAAGGAAACUCUUCACCAUCUUGGAACUUGACAAUACCCAGUAGUGGAAACAGAAUUGGUGUUCCAAGUCCGCCACCUAAUCAUCAGCAGCAUCACAGUUCGCAUCCUCAUCAAGGCUUUGCAAGCCACUACACUCAGAGCUUCCAGCAGCCUCCGCGACCUGCACCUCAUCAGCCUUUUUAUAGUUGGUACUGAUGAUAUAUGUUAAUAUAUGAAGAAAAACAUAGAGGAAGGGGGAUAUCCUAAUUAGCCCUGAUUUUUAAAGCUCUAAGCACUUUCCCUAUUAACUAUCCAAUUAUUGCUAAAUUGAAUGCCUUAAUUAAUCCCAGUGCUGUGCAAGUGUCCUUCCUAUUUGAUCCCCUCCACUGAAGAGACCACGCCUCUGCUCCCGUUUUGGAGCAAACUCCGCCCCCUUUCUCAUUCCGUACUAAACUCCGCCCACUUAAAAAAAAACUCGAAUUAUAUCGUUUAUAUUCUCUUCUACCUGCUUUUGAAAAGUGAUAAAGAUAAGAUUUUUGAAAUCGCUAUCGAUGACAGUAUGUCUGGUAAACUUGAGUUGACAUAAAAUCGAGUCAAAUAUACUUUUUAAAAUAUUUUACGCAUUGGAGAGUUGCUUUCCACUGUUGGGACGCAACAUUGAUCUGAUCUUUAAGAUUUAUUUUAGAAAGAAAAGUAGAUGUACAGAAUUUUCAGGUAAUAAAUUAUAAAAUUGACACGAAAUAUAUAAAUAUGUAUAAAAUGUUAGUCCGAAAAAUUGCAGAAUGCAACUGUGUAUAUAAAAUUUAUCUGAGGUCAUUCUUCUUCGAUAAUCAAGUAUGUUUGAUCUUAGGUAAUUUGUAAAUAAUUCUCGUAGGUCGUAGGUUUUGUUUUUUCUUACUACAGGUCGACCAAAAAGUUAAGUUAAU